CUUAAAAAUGAGCAUUCAAGUUUCGACAAAUAACAUUACAAAUUUGUUUACUUUUUAGAACCACAUACCUCCAACACCAAAUCAUGUUAGUAUUGGAGAAUAUUUGAGGUUAUGAUAUCAUGUUAUCAAAAUUAUGUUGGCCAGAGAACCAAACCCCACCUCAUGUUUUUUAUUGAGAUAGUAGCUCGUCCACACCACCCUUAGUAACGCUUCGUACGUGGUGCGGGAUAGUCGUCCGUCGUUCGAAACGCAAACCUUGGCUAUCGACAAUACAACGUGGAUUUUAAAAUUAUAAUUUUCGAAAAUCAGUGUGUUGCAGUUACGAUACUUUUUUCGAUCAAUUUUUAAAUUUUUAUUGAACGUGUUUUUAUCUCUGUUUAUGUAAGUAAUUAUAAUUUUUUUAAAUAUAUUAAUUUAUAUAUGUAUGUAUAUAAUAUUACAUAUACAUCAUAGUGGGAAAUUAGUAUUUUAUUAAAAUGAGUGUGAAAAGAGAAAUAACGUGUGAAAUUGAAAUUGAUGAACCAAACCAAAAAGAAUGUCCUGAAGGAAAAUUUAUUGAUCCUGUCAGUCUUAUGGAAAACGGAAAAUUCAUUUUCAACGUUCCUCCGGAAGCUCCAGUUUUUGAACCUACUGCAGAAGAAUUUAAAGAUCCGUUGCAAUAUAUAUCUAAAAUUAGAAGUGUAGCACAAAAACAUGGCAUCUGUAAAAUUAGACCUCCACCUAAUUGGAAUCCUCCAUUUUCUAUUGAUGUUGAUAAAUUUAAAUUUACACCCACAAUUCAAAAACUAAAUGAACAAGAUGCAAUUACUAGAGUUAAACUCAAUUUCUUGGAAAAAUUGGCCAAAUAUUGGCAUUUACAAGGCAUCAGUUUUAAACUACCAGUAUUAGAACAAAGAGUUGUAGAUUUAUAUUCUCUUUAUAAAAUUGUAGAAUUUGAAGGAGGUUUUGGUGAAGUAUGUUCAAAGAAAAAAUGGGAAAAAGUGGCUAGUCGUAUGGGUUAUGUUUGUAAAAAAUCUUCUAGUACAGUUUUAAAAAGUCAUUAUCAAAAAUGGCUUCAUCCAUUUUCAUUUUUUCAUGCUACUACUAAAGAUGAAAUUUAUAACAAACCUAUUGCAAAAAAGAGGAAAGUUCUAAAUAUUAAAGAAGAAAAUUCUUGUGUUUCAAAUUUAACUACUAAAAAAAUCAAACUUAACCCCGAUGAUGAUAACGAUUCUGAUGAUUACACUAAGUGUAAAAUAGGACAUUUAAAGUCAAGAAAGUCUACAAGAAGUAAACCUGCUGUAAAUUAUACAGAAAAAUAUUGUUGUCAAAAAUGUGGAAGAGACAAAUCUGAAAAAACUAUUUUAAUUUGUGAUGAAUGUGAUUCAAGUUUCCACAUGAAAUGUUUAAUCAUACCAUUAACUACUGUUCCAAAGGGUACAUGGAGAUGUGAUAAAUGUGUAAUCAAUGAAUUAAACAAACCUAGCGAUGCUUUUGGAUUUGAACCAGCUCAGCGUCAAUACACACUUCAACAAUUUGGAGAAAUGGCAGACAAAUUUAAAUCUAAAUAUUUUAAUAUGCCAGUUCAUCUUGUACCUACAGACAAAGUUGAACAGGAGUAUUGGAAAAUUGUUUCAUCUAUUGAUUCCACAGUAAAAGCAGAAUAUGGUGCUGACAUACAUACUAUCGAUCAUGGAUCAGGAUUCCCUACAGGUCUUGCUCUAAACGGAAACGAAGAUAAUACUUUUUACAAGUCAUACGUAGAAGAUCAUUGGAAUUUAAAUAAUUUACCAAUACUUAAAGACUCAGUUUUUAGUUUUAUUAAUGCAGAUUUAUCUGGUAUAAAAAAUCCAUGGAUGUAUGUUGGUAUGUGUUUUUCAACAUUUUGUUGGCAUAACGAAGAUCAUUGGAGCUACUCGAUCAAUUAUUCACAUUGGGGUGAACCUAAAACAUGGUAUGGAAUUCCAGGAGCCUCUGCUGAAGCCUUUGAAGAAGUUAUGAAGGAGACAGCACCAGAAUUAUUUCAUUCGCAGCCAGAUCUCUUACAUCAGUUGGUUACUAUUUUGAAUCCGAAUAUAUUGAUGAAAGCAAAUAUCCCAGUCUAUAGAACUGAUCAAAAUCCUGGAGAAUUUGUUGUUACUUUUCCAAGAUCUUAUCAUGCUGGGUUUAAUCAAGGAUUUAAUUUUGCUGAAUCUGUGAACUUUGCUCCUGCUGAUUGGAUUUCAAUAGGUCGUGAAUGUGUUAACUAUUAUUCUUCUAUCAAACGAAUAUGUGUAUUUUCCCAUGAUGAACUUUUAUUUAAAAUACUGAAAUCUUGUGAUGACUUGACACCAAAAGCAGCUGCAUUAGUAUAUGCUGAUUUUAAGGAAAUGAUCAAGUUUGAACGAGUUCAUCGUAAAGCACUUCUUGAUUGGGGUGUUACUGAAGCGGAUUUUGUUGAAUUUGAACAUAAAGAAGAUGACCUUAGACAAUGUACGAUUUGUAAUACCACUUUGUUUGUAUCUGCUGUAUCUUGUUUGUGUGAUAAAAAAAGACUGGCAUGUCUUCGACAUUUUAAACAACUCUGUGAUUGUCCUGCACAAAUGCAUGUGUUCAAAUAUAGGUAUACCAUUGAUGAAUUUCCAACUCUAUUGCGAAAGGUUAAAGCUAUAGCUGAAACGGCUUAUGAUGAUUGAAUAUAAUAAACUAGAUUGAUUAAAUAUAAGAUAUAUGUU
Aphis gossypii (cotton aphid) is the source of this 2693-nucleotide messenger RNA. RefSeq names its product lysine-specific demethylase lid-like. Bases 477 to 2654 code for a protein of 725 amino acids. Gene Ontology annotation, molecular function: histone demethylase activity; DNA binding. The record is from RefSeq and is a predicted model, not a curated record. Gene Ontology annotation, biological process: chromatin remodeling. NCBI's taxonomy places the organism in Eukaryota, Metazoa, Arthropoda, Insecta, Hemiptera, Aphididae. Gene Ontology annotation, cellular component: nucleus. The transcript has a single exon.